AGCAUUCAAGGUGAUCGACACAGUAGAGGGAGAAAAUCAACAGAGCGAAGAAAUGGUGCCCGCAAGCAACGUCGCGUGUAUCGUGCCCCCAAUAAUGAAGAAGCCAAUACCAGAGCGCCAUUAAAGCCCGUCCGCGCAGAACCCCUUUAAAUUCCCACCGCCUCCUUGUUUCUCUCUCCAGACUUUCUCUUCGAUCUGUCACUCCCUUCCUCCUCUCUCUCAUUCUGCCAUAGUAGUGUUUGUUCUCAAAUCUUACCAGAAUCUCAACCACCCUCACAAGUGAAGCAUGCAGAAUCUACGCCUCCAUAGCGCCAUUAGUGGCGAUUUGGCGCGGCAUGAGAAGCACAGCGUGAGGACCGUCGUUCCCCUGGGAAGAGGCUCGUCGCCGAGUCGGGAAACCGAGUCCCCCGCCUCCCUCCUGGAGGAGGAGCGCUUCUUCAGCCGGCUGCUGUCCAGGGAAUCCAACAAGGGGUUCUCGUCCAGGGCCUACUACAGGACAGCCGGAAAAGUGCCCUUCGAGUGGGAGAUCGCACCAGGGAAGCCCAAGAACCCAACGGAAAACGACAAUCUGCCGCCGCUCAGCCCCCCUCCAUUGGUCACCCACCACCUCCUUCCCCGGAACCCACGCCGAAAGAGGUCAAGGUUUUGGUUCAUGAAGCUGAGGGUCGCCAGGAAGAAGGCCCCAGGCGGGUCCCCUCCAUGCGACGGGGUUAAACCCGCCAGCUUCGGCGACCUGGGAGGAGUUACUGCGACUUCUGAUUGCUGUCAGUUUGAUUUUCCGGCAUCGCAAAAGGAUUUCAGGUGGCCGGGGUCCGGUAGGAGCGGGUGCUUUCCCUUUGACUUGACCCGUAUUUUUAUUUCUGAUAGUGGGAGGUAGAUAUAAACUAAAAGCUCUAGUGGUUCAUCUUGUUUUUCAAUGUGAUUGCUUAAUGUGAAGAUCCCACUUUGGUUCUCCACUUCCUCCCUAACACAGAUAAAUUGGAAA
This is a messenger RNA of Nymphaea colorata (pocket water lily), 985 nucleotides long. RefSeq lists its product as uncharacterized. The record is from RefSeq and is a predicted model, not a curated record. The coding region runs from base 287 to 877 and encodes 196 amino acids. NCBI's taxonomy places the organism in Eukaryota, Viridiplantae, Streptophyta, Magnoliopsida, Nymphaeales, Nymphaeaceae. The transcript has a single exon.